AAAUAACGCCAUAAAAAAUGACGAGUAAAGAGUGUGCAGAUAACAUUAUUUAUCUGAUCCAACAAUAAUGAUUAGAACCCAUUUUUCGUUUCAGAUCUUGUCCAAAUUCAAUUUUCAACGGACAAGUCGGGUUUGGCGUAGAGAUUUUUUUAAAAACAAUUUUCCGGGAUUUGUAAACUUGGCGUCGUGACUUAUCCAAUCGCUAAUUUUGGGGGUCGCUUGGUUGUCAUAUCGUUUCCAAUUUGUCAUUCUAUAAAGAUGAGUACUAUUUUUUCAAAUUUUCUUAAAUGGGAUUUUAAAGUCAAUGCAUGAUUCUCUCUGAUUGACUGGAAAAUUGCAUCCAUGCUGGAAUUCUUAUCUUGUUAAUCCAAAAACUUGACUUAUUUUGUUAGGAAGUUUGAAGGGUCUGUCUGGAUCUGAAUUUAUAGCCAUUCAUGUGACUUCACUUCGUUUGUGACGAAAUUGGAAGGGUCUGUAUUGAUCUGAAUAUAUGGCCUAAGGCUGCCUGGUAAGUCACUUCUUUGGGGGUGUUUUAAAACAGAGAGGGAGAGUAGUGUAGAACACACAAGUAAAAAUGGCAGGUGGGAUGAUGAUUUCUGGAGGGGUUAAGCAAGGGAGAGCCGAAUUAUACGAAGGUCGUAUUACUAGCUAUGUUGUGCUUGCAUGCAUUGUAGCAGCUACUGGAGGCUCGCUGUUCGGCUAUGAUCUUGGAGUUUCAGGUGGAGUGACAUCUAUGGACGACUUCCUAAUAAAAUUCUUUCCUAAAGUAUAUCGUCGCAAGAAGGAACAUCUCCAUGAAACAGAUUACUGCAAAUACGAUAACCAACUGCUGACAUUGUUCACUUCGUCUCUAUAUUUUGCGGGUCUGGUUUCCACAUUUGCAGCCUCCCAUGUAACCAGAAAAUAUGGACGCAGAAUGAGCAUAAUUGUUGGUGGCAGUAGCUUCCUCCUUGGUGGAGCUCUAAAUGCGGGAUCUCAAAAUAUUGCCAUGCUCAUUAUUGGCCGCUUGCUUCUUGGCAUUGGGAUUGGCUUUGGUAAUCAGGCAGUUCCACUGUACCUUUCAGAAAUGGCCCCUCCAAAGAUCAGGGGUGCAACAAACAAUUUGUUCCAGUUGACAACCUGUCUAGGAAUCUUUGUUGCAAACGUGAUAAAUUUUUUCACUAACAAGCUUCACCCAUGGGGUUGGCGAUUAUCCUUAGGCUUAGCCAUAGUUCCUGCACUUCUGAUGACAGUGGGUGGUAUUUUCCUUCCAGAAACCCCAAACAGCCUGGUGGAACAAGGUCGCCUUGAUGAAGGCCGACAAAUCCUUGAAAAAAUCCGUGGCACAAAGAAUGUACAGGCAGAAUUUGAUGAUUUGGUUGAAGCCAGUGAAAUUGCCCGUUCAGUGAAACAUCCCUUCAGAAAUCUUUUGCAAAGGAAGAACAGACCACAACUUGUAAUGGCCUGCUGCAUUCCAUCUUGCCAGCAAUUGACAGGAAACAACUCAUUUCUGUUUUACGCUCCUGUCAUCUUCCAAAGUCUAGGGAUGGGGAAUGAUGCUUCACUUUAUUCUGCAAUUAUGACGGGGGCAGUUAUUACACUUGGUGCUAUUGUGUCAAUUUGUACAGUUGAUCGUUUGGGAAGGAGGUUUCUGUUCAUGGAAGCUGGCACGCAAAUGAUUAUAUGCCAUGUUAUAAUCAGCAUACUGCUGGCCCUGAAAUUCGGCAAAGGAGAAGAGAUACCGACCGGAUAUGGAGUGGGAAUUGUUUUACUGAUCUGCUUAUUCACUGUAGCAUUUGGGUGGUCGUGGGGCCCGCUAGGGUGGCUGGUUCCCAGUGAAUUAUUUCCAUUGGAGACUCGCUCAGCAGGUCAAGCCGUGGUGGUCAGCGUGAAUCUCUUGUUUACCGCCAUUAUUGCACAGUCGUUUCUGGCGCUCCUUUGCAACUUGAAAUAUGGCAUUUUCCUCCUCUUUGCAGGCCUGGUGUUCCUCAUGAGCGUUUUUAUCUUUUUACUUCUUCCUGAAACAAAGGGCAUUCCCAUUGAAGAAAUGAGGUUCGAAUGGGAGAAGCACUGGUACUGGAAAAGAAUUGUCAAGGAUGAUGAUGACCAGGCUAAAGACAUGGAAAGUAAUAAUGGGGUUAACAAGGGCUUUUAGGCUAGGGGAUUGUCAACAUUGUUGAUAAUAAAUUUUAUGUAAUGGAUCUUUAUUUUUUCAAUUUUUGUUUUUUUCAAUUUUA
Molecule: messenger RNA, 2216 nt
Organism: Cryptomeria japonica (Japanese cedar)
Lineage: Eukaryota; Viridiplantae; Streptophyta; Pinopsida; Cupressales; Cupressaceae
Product: sugar transport protein 14
Exons: 4
Coding region: 575-2134 (519 amino acids)
Biological process (GO): monosaccharide transmembrane transport
Cellular component (GO): membrane
Molecular function (GO): monosaccharide transmembrane transporter activity
Source: RefSeq, a predicted model, not a curated record